Molecule: messenger RNA, 324 nt
Organism: Trichoderma harzianum CBS 226.95
Lineage: Eukaryota; Fungi; Ascomycota; Sordariomycetes; Hypocreales; Hypocreaceae
Exons: 1
Coding region: 107-292 (61 amino acids)
Source: RefSeq, a predicted model, not a curated record
UGAUAUCAAGCGGUCAGCUUUAUUACAUUGGCAAAGAAAGAAAAGAACGGAAGAAAAAUUGUGUAGCUAUCUAACACCCAAAAUCUAUUAAACAUGAAAAAUUCAUAUGUCAGUUAUUCAAGUGUCAUCUCAACCCUCACGAUGCCAGCUGACAUAUUUCGGCCACUCGAUACUAGAACGGCCACUAUUUACAAUAACUGUAUCUCAGGACAUUAUAGCUUUCUUCUUGUUUUCAACUCAUCUACAACUAGCUACCCCUAUUAUCCACAUUUCAUGUCUCUCAAGCCGUUGAGCGCAGUCAUCAGUGAAUACCUCCAUCUACAU